AUGUCUUGUCUCUAUGGAAAGUUGGAAAUUGAUUUUGAAAUAAAAGCUUCUGCUUCUAAAUUUCAUGAAAUGUUUCAUAAGAGACCACACCAUCUUUCCAAUGCUUCUGGAGACAAAGUACGAGGUUGUGAGCUGCAUGAGAGUGAAUGGGGCAAAGUUGGUUCCAUCGUCUCCUGGAAUUAUUUUCAUGAAGGAAAAGCUAAUGUAGCAAAGACGGUAAUUGAAACUGUGGAUGAGGAGAAGAAUUUGAUAGUUUUCAAAACAAUUGAAGGAGACCUUAUGGAGCAUUAUAAAACGUUCAAUUUUAUAGUUCAAGCUACUCCAAAGGGCAAAGGAAGUGUGGUUCAUUGGACUUUGAUUUAUGAGAAGCUUCAUGAAAACAUUCCACAUUCAUAUUCUAUGUUAGAGUUUGCUGCUGCCAUGUCCAAAGACAUUGAUGCAUACCUCAUGGGAGGCAAUUAA
This is a messenger RNA of Benincasa hispida (wax gourd), 462 nucleotides long. The record is from RefSeq and is a predicted model, not a curated record. Lineage: Eukaryota; Viridiplantae; Streptophyta; Magnoliopsida; Cucurbitales; Cucurbitaceae.